AUGGAAGAAGCUAGAGCUGUACCUAAAAAUGAGGAAAUAGAAACAGGAAAAUACACUGCACUGGAAGUUGUGAAACCAGAGACUAUAAAAGAAAAAACUGUACUUAAACUGGGAAUUAAUAUCAACAGAACUGGGAAAAAAGAAGAAAUAAAAUCAAUAAAGGAAGAAAUUGCAGAAGCUGAGGAGAAAGAAAAUGAAAGAAAGAAAUUGCUAAAAGGGGAAGGACCAACUGUGGUGGAUGAUUAUGUGAAGCUGAUGGUGGAAGAUGUCAGAAUGAUGGAAGAAGAAAUGAAAGAGAUGGAAGAGAAAAUGGAGUUGAUAGAAAGUGCAAUUGAAGAAAAGGAAAAGACUAGUGAAGUGAAAGAGUCUGUGAAUCAAAUGGAAGAUUUGAAAAAUUACACAGAAAAUAGGACAACAGAUUCAGUGAUUCAGGGAGACAGUGAAGAGAUGGAUGAAGCAGCAAGGCUCCUGCAAGAGGUAGACAAUCUCAUCAAAGUGGUGGAAAGUGGAGUUCUUGUGCCAGACAAAAUAUCUGAGGAUAUGACGGAAGCAGGAAGAAUAUUGGAAGAAAUAGAGAAAACAGGAUGUCAUAAAGAUAUUGGAGAAUUGAAACUAAAUGACUUUGCAGUGAAAGAUGUAAAACAGGUAGCAGAAGAUAAUUGGGAUACACAAAAUGAAAUAGCUGAAACUGAACAAGAAAAGCUAGACAUGUCUUACGAAAUUCUGGAAAUAGAAGAUGCACUUGAAAGCGUGGGUGGUGAUGUGGGUAAUGAAAGAAGCACCGCAAAACUUUCUGAAGACAAAACAGCAGCAGGUACAAGCGACAAGAUGGUUGAUGAGGCAUUGAUAAACACUAAUAUGGAAAAGGCACAAAUCACUGUACUUACUGAGAAUGUAAAUGAACUGAAACAUAUGGCAUAUGAAGAAGGUAUAAAGAGGAUCAGUGAAAUUGUUGAAGGGGAAGCAAAUGGAGGACAAGAAACAAUUGAAGACCACUCGGUGGAGGAUGAUGAAGAAUGGGAAGAUGCUUUUGAAAGUCUAAAAUAUUCUGAACUUGAAAAGACACCAAGUCUAGGAGUGGAUAUGGUGCCUGAGGUGAUGGAAGAUCUAGUGAAGAAAGACUGGGGCACUUCCCUAGCUGAAAAUACUGAUACUAAUCUGGUAGAGAGUCUUGCCAAACAGGGUGUAGAUGAGAAAGAAGACAGGCUGGAAGGUGAAGACGAGAUAGAAGAAAGCAUAGUGUACACUACGGCUACUGAUGAAACAGUACAAAAUACAGAAUCUGACAUCUCUCUGGAGUCUGAAUACCAAGAGAUUAAGGAAUUUGAAGAGAAAGAAGAAACUGAGCUUAAAACAGAAGUCAAUGUUCCAGAGGAAGUUGUUAAUUGGGAAGUACAAGAGAGACUGGCACAACUGGCUCCCCAAGCAGCAGAAAAUAAUAUCAGUGAGGAACCAACUGAAUUGCUUACAAACAAUUUAAAGAAGGAAGAUCAUGAAGAUCAUAUUGAUAGAAAUGCAGAAGAUGAAGAUGAAUUAAGUGAUCAUGCAGUAGAAGAACAAAUUGAGGAAGGAUAUUUGAACAUGGCUGAAGCUUCACAGGGGGAACUUGUCAAGGAUGCUAAAUUAGAAUCUUCCAUGAAAGAAGACACUGACGAAGAACUGAGUGAAUCUGACAAUUCUGAAGCUGAGGAAGAUAUUAGAUAUGAAUUAAUGGCUGGCAGAAGUGAUGAUCUCAUAGUUGAGAGAGAGAAGGAAAUGUUCAAGAACAUGAUCUGGAGUGUCAUCAUGGAAGAGCCAGAACAUGAGGUAAUGGAAGAGGACAAAAACAAAAAGGCUGAAAAACAAGAUGAGACUGAAGACAGAACGACCAUCUUAGCAAAUGAAUUAUUUGAGAGGCUCAUUCAAGAAAAGGAGGUUGACCUUUUGAGGAAUGUCAGAGCAGCAGCUGUGAGCAUGGAAACUGAUGAAGAAAAGGAAGGCAAGUUAGCCAAGGAAAAGAAGGAUUAUAUGGCUGAUGUUGACCUGAAUGAUGAACAGAGUAGUGCGCAAGAGACGAAUGAAGACUGGACAACACCUGAAGAUGCAGACAUGGAGCUCCUCAUGAAAGACAUGGAAAAUAAAACCCACGGCUAUGAAAAUGAGACGAGGAAAGAUGACAGUACCAGUGGUGAAAGCUUUGAUGCCUCAUCUCAUAAGGAAGCUGAUCUGGCAAAAUCAAAUUCAAAAAGUGUGAAAGAAGCCAUUGCCAAAGCCAAGGAAGAAGAUACAAAGAAAAAACAAGAAAGUCUUGUUAAGUCUCUGGAGGCAAUGGUCAAGAUGAAACAGGAGAAGAAAGAAAUGACAGAAAAGGAAGUGAAAAGCGUCCUGGAUUCUGUGUUGCGCUUCUUAAGAUACCUGUUCUGUUGCUGGAGCAUAGAAGAUCCAGUACACCAGUUACCCACGGCCUAUUUCUUGAAUGAAUGCCUGACAGCUGUCUUUGGAAAGUGUCAAUGUAACAGGUUCAUAGCAGUGAAUGAGUGUGAUUUAUGGCCAGUUGUCAAUGACGGAAAGUCAGAUAGUUUCAUGAAGAUCCCCAAAUAUCAGAAUGCAAUGAACAUGAAUAAUGAAUUGUUCCAUGUACAUAUUAAGUCCAACAUUAUGAGCAAAGAAAAGAUCCCGAUAGUACUUGCUGCAAAUGUUCAAUUGCAGACAACUCUUAGCUUUAAUGAAAGUAAAAGUGAAGACACAUAA
Penaeus chinensis is the source of this 2730-nucleotide messenger RNA. Its product is annotated as interaptin-like. Lineage: Eukaryota; Metazoa; Arthropoda; Malacostraca; Decapoda; Penaeidae. The transcript has 4 exons. The coding region runs from base 1 to 2730 and encodes 909 amino acids. The record is from RefSeq and is a predicted model, not a curated record.